UUACGGUACAUACAUUAAGUUUCUGUUCAAUAUCAAGGGAAUUGGAAAAAUGAAGCAACUAUUUAUAUUGUUAUUUAUAUUUACAUAUGAAAUUUGUACCAUAUUGUGUUUUCCAAAUGGUGAAAUUAAACACUUGGGACGAUCAGUGGAACCUCCUAGUCAUAAUGCUUCAUCGGAGUUUACAACUGUAAAAUGUGAUACUAUAAGUAAAGAAGAAAAUGAUAUUUACAAGUUGGAAAUUCGAGGAAGUGUUGUUAAGUUCAGCGACAUUGAUGAGAGUGUCUGCAAAGGGAAAGUAAAAUAUUUGGAGAUAUUUGCAACAGAUGAAAUUUUAAUAAAUCAAGAUUUAAUUCGUCCAGGAGAAUCUUUCCAGUUGGUGGUAUUUGCGCCGAAAAUAAAAAUUUUAGGACCAAGAUUGAUAAAUUUGACUGGAGCACCUGGCAGGGAAUGGAUACCAAGUGAUGCAUUAAAUGGACAAAUGGGAAUAAACGGAAAUAAUGGAUAUGCUGGCAAUCCAGGUGGACCUGGUGGUGUAUUUUUUGCCCUUGCGGAUGAAAUCGAAAAUAUAGAUUCACUUAUUGUUGCGGCUAACGGAGGAGUAGGUGGCAAUGGUCAAAAUGGUGGCAGCGGUGGGAAUGGUGUUCAAGGAGAAAUUCCGAAUAUCGGCGAAUCAAUUGAGACUGUUGAUGCUUUAUUGGAAAAUAAAUGGAAUGUUUGUACGGAUAAUGUUAGAAAGUGCAUUGUUGAGGGGGGAAUGGGAUCUGAUGGUGGUGAUGGUGGAGAUGGUGGUGCAGGUGGUAGGGGAGGAAAGAGUGGGCAAAUAUUUUUGUACCAAUUGAGGGAAAGUGGUCCAACGGAAGAGAAAAUGAUAACUGAUGAUGGUUCUGAAGGUUCGCCAGGAAGUGGUGGUAGGGGAGGAAAGGGGGGUCAACACGGUGGUUAUGUAGAAAUGUCCUGCUGUUCAGAUCCUGGAGAAAUAUUAAAAGAAGUGAUCGGUUCAUUGAAGAGUGUUAAUACUUUUGCUCCAUCUGGUAAAAAUGGGACAGAUGGUUCGAAUUCGGAGGCACUUGUCGAACCCGAAGACUCACAAGUUUAUAGGGAAUUACCGUACGCUGUUAAUGAUUACAAAAAGUUUCUUCUCUCAGAAAUGAAAGACAAAACUAAAAGGGGGAAACUAGUUCUCUUCUAUGAUCAAGUUGUUAACAACAAAAUAAUUAACGAACAGUACCAAGCACUUAGUCUUUUGGAAGAAUUAUUAGAUCUUGAAGAGCUGUACUUGAGCUUACCGUCUGUGGUCAUUAGCCCUUUGUACGAAUCCCUAAGAAGCAGAGUUCAAAAUUACAAAAACAAUUCUCAAGAAGAUACAAAAAAUGUUGUCAGUUUUGCCGAAACGAUCAUUAACAACACAGUCUCAAAUUUCGAAAAAUUAAACGAUGACAAAAUUAACAUACAACAACUGUUGAGUAAUCUAGAACAGAAUUUAGACACUUUAUCAAAAAAAUCGAACAAUACCGACAAACUAAACAUGGAACGAUUGGAAAUUAAAAUCAAGAAUACUUUCAAAUUCAUUGACACUAAAAUUAAAGUCGAAUUAUACAAUCUUAAAUUCACAAUCCAAAAGAUAGCUUUUCAAAUAAUUGGAGAACAAAUCCCCUUGAAGGAAAUAAGCAUAAAAUUGAGUCACACUCAUUUUCUAUUGUCACUAUUAAAAACUGUUGCUCUAGCAACGGGUAGUCUAUCAUCCUAUGCAUUAAUUUCCCUCAAAGCAAUUAACACACAAAUGGAAAUAUUUUCAAUAAAUUCUGAUAAUUUCAUAAAAUUUCAAAUACCACAGGAGAUGAGAAAUAAUCUUCAAAUGGCAUUUUCUUUCGUCGAUACUUAUAAGACGAAUGGCUAUCAUUUAAUAACACCAAAAGGUAAAAAUUCUACCCUAUCAAUGUAUCAGGAAAAAUUUAUAUCUAUUUUACUACCACUGAUGGAAAAGUUAAGAGAACAAUUUCUUGACAAUACUACAGAUUUCAAAGUUUCUGAAUUUCACAUACCAUCGUUUCUCACAAAUCUCAAACAAUUUUUGUCGAAUGACGUUAAUGUGAAUCUAAAAUACAUCGAAUUUAACGAAACUCUGAUGGAAAUUUUCUAUCAUAGUAUCGACACUCUAAAAGAAAUUUACAUUGAAAUCGAAACAUACGAAAAGAGAAUGAAACUCUCGAUUAUUUCCUCUAAUAAACAAUUAGAAGAGAAAAUCAAUCAAAUAAAAGAUGUAAAUUUAGUAAAUUCCGCCCUUGUUCAAUAUCAAACCUUGUAUAACUCCCUCCGACAUUUGUCAUCCGAAAUAACUACAGUUACCAUUGAAAAUCAAAGAAAAUCCGAAGAAAAAGAUCAAAUAAUCAAUAAAGUAAAAAAUAAUUUAAAAAUAAUACAAAAAAUCCUACAGACUAACUAUGGUAAAUUAACCGAAAAAGUGGAAUCAGUUUACUGGAAAAAUGAGACAUCAAAUAAUUUAAUAUCAGAUUUAUUGGAUGGAAAGGAAGUGACACUAACUUCUCAUAUUGAAAAUUUGAUAAAAAAUGAAACAUUCGUCAAUAUUAAAGAUAUUCGAUUCUUUCUAAAAGCACAAAAUGACAGCCUUCAAAAUAGUUUAAAUGAAAAAUUGAAAUUUUCUCACAUCAAUAUUUCGUAUAUUAAUGGAAAAUUAUAUAAAUGUGAUGAAAAUGUUGAUUUUAUAUUAAAAGAGGCAUUUAAUUUCACUCAGUCCUUUGAACUUGAUUCAGAGAAUAUUACUGUAGACGAAUUUACAAAUGGGAAUUUUAUAGUGAGUCCAUUUGCUAAAUGGAGUGUAAAACUUGGUUUAAAUCAAGGAAAUGUGCCGUUAAAUUAUUUUCAACAAUUUAAAAAUAAUGUCGAUUUUAUUUUAGUAAUGAAAACAAUUAACAUGGGAAAAAAUGAUUAUGAUCGUUUAUGUAAUGCCAAAUUGAUGGAAUAUUCAAUUAGCGAAUAA
Messenger RNA from Leptopilina heterotoma, 2998 nucleotides. RefSeq lists its product as uncharacterized. The transcript has 3 exons. The record is from RefSeq and is a predicted model, not a curated record. The coding region runs from base 50 to 2998 and encodes 982 amino acids. Lineage: Eukaryota; Metazoa; Arthropoda; Insecta; Hymenoptera; Figitidae.